Branchiostoma floridae (Florida lancelet) is the source of this 1958-nucleotide messenger RNA. Its product is annotated as microfibril-associated glycoprotein 4-like. The transcript has 4 exons. Lineage: Eukaryota; Metazoa; Chordata; Leptocardii; Amphioxiformes; Branchiostomatidae. Bases 516 to 1421 code for a protein of 301 amino acids. The record is from RefSeq and is a predicted model, not a curated record.
UCAAUAUUUUGAAGGGGAACCGUCUUCUGGUGGCCAUUGUGCGGUUCGUUUGACGUUUGGAUGUUACAGGUUUGGACUAGACUUACGCUUCGCGGAGAGAACAUAAUGGCGCAGUGUAGGUGUACAAUAGCACUUCAACUUGUUAGCCAAUCACGUCCUUGUGGGAUAUCUAAAUAUUGACAGUGAUUUGUCACGUACAAUGGAUCAUCUUAACGUCAUGGCGUCACUUGUUCCCUGUCCCUUGACUCUCCUUGUGACGUCUGUGUUCUCGUUUUCUGCUCAUUUGGUUACAACUUUGGAUUUGGUAACAACUUUGGGUUUCAUGAAGUAGAGCCUUCACCGAGUAGUCGCCAUUGUGCGGUAUGUUUGACUACCUGUGCCAUUGCCUGUUUUGACUGUGACGUCAGUCGGACGCUUCACUGAGAAGAUCGCCUUGAAGCGGAACACUUCCUUGUGGGACAGCUACAGUUCACAGUGUUUAUCACCCAAGAGGAAGGAAGCAUUCAGUUAGUGCCAUGGCAUCGCCUUUUCCCUGUCUCUUAACGUUCCUUGUGACGUUUGUGUUCCUGUGCUCUGCCCAGUCCGUCUGUAAACCACCGUCAGACGAGAAAUGUGUGUGCAGUCCGGUGGUGAAUCUGAAUCCAGUGCUGAAUUGUGGGAACGAGAACGGUCUUAAAGCAGAGUUGGAGCAGAUGAAAAUCGCCAUGGAACAACUCUCACAGAAGAUGGUUGAUUGGCCUAAAGCUAACGCAAACGACACGGAAGCCGACAAGCCCCAAGAUUGUCAGGACAUCCUCGACAACGACGACACCACGCCCAGCGGCGUGUACAUGGUUUAUCCACGGGACAACCUGGGCGGCUUCCUGGUCUUCUGUGAUAUGGACACGGACGGAGGCGGCUGGACGUUGUUCCAGAGACGCCAAGACGGAACAGUGAACUUCUUUCGGGGCUGGGCGGACUACAAGACCGGCUUCCCUUCCAACCUGAACGGCGAGUUCUGGCUGGGGAAUGACAACUUGUACCGCCUGGCCGUGCAGAAAGUCUACCAGCUCAGGGUGGAUAUGGAGGAUGUGGAGGGGAACACGGCGUACGCGGCUUACAGGACGUUUGCCAUCUCGCCUGAAUCCCAGAACUACAAACUCCACAUCGGGGCUUACACCGGUACUGCAGGGGACAGCCUGACGGUCCAUGACGGGAAACCGUUCAGUACCAAGGACAGAGACAACGAUGAGGACUCUAUCAGCUGUGCUCAAACGUACAAAGGUGCGUGGUGGUACGAAAGUUGCCACGGCUCCAACCUGAACGGGCUGUACCAUCUGGGUACUCAUGAGAGCCGCGCUGACGGGGUCAACUGGUACAACUGGAAGGGUUACAACUACUCCUUGAAGCGCACGGAGAUGAAAAUCCGGCCAACUCCAUAGCCUCACACAUUAUAUUGCAUCGUUCACGCCAUUGAAAUAGAAGUGAAAACGGCUAAAGGCUAGCUGUUAAUCAUUUUGAUACUAAAUACCUAUAUAUACGGAUAUCAUACAAUAACCACUCACUUCCUAGAACAGUAUGGUCAAUUUUCAUGUUAUAAGAUCUUUCUUUAAAUCUUACACUAAAACUAAAACAACAAAAUUAGCUUUCCAAUACGAUUGCAUUAGAAUAAUGUAAAAAUCUAUCUAUUUCAUUCAUUUGUUCGAGGGACUACUGGAAUGCAUAUCAAUGGUAUGAUCAUGCAUCUUUUCACGGCUGAUAUGACUGUCUAACUGACCAGAGAAAAUUUUGUUGCUUUCCCCAAUGCCUAUUUGUAUGAUAAGACCUGAUGCCGUUUUCAUUGUCCCUUUCACCGAUUUGCCUACGCAUUGUCAUAAUAUAGCAAUUGUCGUGACUAAGUCCUGUAAUAUUUAGCAUUUUGUACAUGUUCAACUCCACAGUAAAACUCACGACUUCCGUCUGAAGUGUGCUGACUAGUA